AUGAAUUUUCUUUCUAUCACGCCCUGGCCGAUCGGUUUGUCUCCUCCCAGCUUCUCUUUCAUUUGGACCGUCGGUGUACAGUUCUUCGAGGGACUUUUGGACGGUACACUGGGCGUGGCCAAGACGUACCUGUACGAGAUUUGUCCUCCUAAGUUUCAUUCACUUGCCUUUUCCAUCAUCGGGAUGCCCUUCUCCGUGACCCACUUUGUGGGUCCGGUCCUGGGUGGAUUUCUAGCCUGUCCAGCUACAAGAUUCCCGAUGUUUGAUAAACCGCUCUUCAAGCAGUUCCCGUACCUGCUGCCCUGCGCCGUGGUGGCCUGUCUGCAGUUAAUCCUUCUGAUAGUUGGCUGCAUUUUCCUGGGAGAAUCUCUGGACAAGAAGCCCAAAGCUGAUUACAUCAGCCUGACCCAAAUGUCCAAUCAUGAGGUAGGAGAAGAAGACAAGGAAAAGCCACACCGUGAAUUACUGCGGGACAGACUGGUGCUGAUGCCCUGUGCGCUGUACGCUCUCUUCGCGCUGGCUCACAUCUGCUGCGAUCAGUUGUUACCUCUCCUACUGGUGUCUGACUCUCAACAUGGCGGCUACAACUUUGAUGCUGCAGAGAUUUCCAUCGUCCUGACCGUUGGCCACAUUUAUAGUACCGCCGCACAGGCGACACUUAACCCUUUCCUGGCGUCCAAGUUCACCUACAAGACGGUGUACAUGUGGGGAGUGGCGCUGUACGCAGUGGGGAUCGUCAUGCUCCCGUCCAUGGUCGACAUCACAGGGGCCAUAACGAGUCAGGAAGUUCUUAAAGUCUCAAAUCAAACAGCGAACUCUAGUGGUGUCACACUAAACUUCACAGCAGACUCUGAGUAUCUGUUGGUCUCACCCUCCGUAACAGAAAGUCACAUACAGCCAACUGUACGGAGUCGGCAACCUCAUGAAGUCGCAAACCAAACAGCGAACUCUAGCGAUUUCACACUAACUUCCAAGGCUGAUUCUGCAUAUUUGUCUACCUCAGCACCAGUAACAGAAAGUUACAUACAUCCAAUUUCACAGCGUAGCUCAACCUCUCCCCUGUACGUCGUAGUGACGAAAGAACUGAACACAACAGUCGAGAGGCCGCUUACCGGCCAGUGUCGGCUAGCCGGGGACAGGCGGAGGACCUCCCAGCACUCGGCAUCAGAAGUUCCCGCCAGAGUUUGGGGACCGCUGCUGUCUGUCAUAAUGAUGAUGGAACAGGGAAAAACUCUGACGUAUCUGGCCGCUAUCGUGAUGGUGGGAAACGCCGGUGUUCAAACCACCCGGGGGACAGUUAACGGCAUCGCACAGACGCUGGCGGCGCUGUCCAGGCUGGUGGGGCCGGCGGUGAGCGCCAACCUGUUCGCUUGGACCACUGAUAACGGGAUGUCCUGGCCGAUGGAUCACCAUCUGACCUUCUACCUGCUGACCGUCCUGUGUCUCCUGGUGAUGUUCCUCUGCACCAGACUGCCGGCCUCCUGCAACCUGCCCAGGCCCGCUCCGGGAAGGGACGGCCCCACAGUGUCAGGGGGAGGGGAGAGGGAGGAGGAGGAGGAGGAGGAAGAAGGGAAUACAGCCGACAAACUAAACGCACCUUUCAGAAAAAGUGGUAGUAAGACGUGGAUUGGUGGCGUAGAUGACAAAGACGAUUUUGAAACAAAUCAUCUGCUUCCCUCAGUGUCAGGGGGAGAAGAGAGGGAGGCGGAGGAGGAGGAGGAGGAAGCAAUAGAAGAUGAACUCCGCAAACCUCUUAGAAAGAGCGACAACAAAACGUGGAUUAACGGCGUAGAUGAUAAAGAUGAUUUUGAAACAAAUUAUUUGCUUGCCUCGAACAAUAGUUAGAUGUGAUGUAA
Molecule: messenger RNA, 1856 nt
Organism: Branchiostoma floridae (Florida lancelet)
Lineage: Eukaryota; Metazoa; Chordata; Leptocardii; Amphioxiformes; Branchiostomatidae
Exons: 10
Coding region: 1-1845 (614 amino acids)
Biological process (GO): transmembrane transport
Molecular function (GO): transmembrane transporter activity
Source: RefSeq, a predicted model, not a curated record